Gekko japonicus is the source of this 1510-nucleotide messenger RNA. It is a transcript of the gene PDHB, whose product is annotated as pyruvate dehydrogenase (lipoamide) beta. The record is from RefSeq and is a predicted model, not a curated record. Bases 37 to 1140 code for a protein of 367 amino acids. Lineage: Eukaryota; Metazoa; Chordata; Lepidosauria; Squamata; Gekkonidae. The transcript has 9 exons. Gene Ontology annotation, molecular function: pyruvate dehydrogenase (acetyl-transferring) activity. Gene Ontology annotation, biological process: pyruvate decarboxylation to acetyl-CoA.
ACGUCGAGAUACGUUCAGGUUGAGGGCAGAUCCAAGAUGGCGGCAGGAGCGGGGACGCUGGGGUGCUUGGCCCGGUGCAGGCCGGUGGUGGUAGCCGGGCGCUUUCGCGGAUCCCCGCGGCGGGCCCUCCACGCCUCAGUGCCUGCCGCGGCUCAGGUGACUGUCCGCGAUGCUUUAAAUCAGGCCUUGGAUGAGGAACUUGAGAGGGACGAGAAAGUUUUCUUGCUUGGGGAAGAAGUGGCUCAGUAUGAUGGUGCAUACAAGAUUAGCAGAGGGCUCUGGAAAAAAUAUGGUGAUAAGAGGAUUAUCGAUACUCCUAUAUCAGAGAUGGGAUUUACCGGAAUUGCUGUAGGUGCUGCUAUGGCUGGCUUGAGGCCCAUUUGUGAAUUCAUGACCUUCAACUUCUCAAUGCAAGCCAUUGACCAGAUCGUAAACUCAGCUGCCAAAACCCACUACAUGUCCGCAGGGUUGGUGCCUGUGCCCAUUGUCUUCCGGGGUCCCAAUGGAGCCUCUGCAGGAGUAGCGGCCCAGCAUUCGCAGUGUUUUGCAGCCUGGUAUGGGCACUGUCCCGGACUGAAAGUAGUGAGUCCUUGGAGUUCAGAGGAUGCAAAGGGUCUCCUUAAAGCAUCGAUCCGGGAUGAUAAUCCAGUUGUAAUGCUGGAAAAUGAACUGAUGUAUGGCGUUCCCUUUGAAAUGUCUGAGGAAACUCAGUCAAAGGACUUCCUUGUUCCUAUUGGAAAGGCUAAAGUAGAAAAACCAGGAACCCACCUUACCUUAGUGGCUCAUUCUCGAUCUGUUGGCCACUGUAUGGAAGCAGCUGCUGUUCUUGCCAAAGAUGGGGUGGAAUGUGAGGUAAUAAAUCUUCGUACUAUUAGACCAAUGGAUAUUGAUACCAUUGAAGCCAGUGUUGUGAAGACAAAUCAUCUUGUAACGGUGGAAGGGGGCUGGCCGCAGUUUGGAGUCGGAGCUGAGAUAUGUGCCAGGAUUAUGGAAGGUCCUGCUUUCAACCACUUGGAUGCUCCAGUUGUUCGUGUCACUGGUGCAGACGUUCCUAUGCCUUAUGCAAAGACUUUGGAGGAGAACUGUAUACCUCAAGUGAAGGAUAUAAUAUUUGCAGUGAAGAAAACACUAAAUAUCUAGUGUUUUGUGUAUAUAUAUAUAUCUAUAUAAGUGCUUCUUUCGGACUUCAGUCUUUAAAAAUAUUUAUGGAAUGUAUUUGUCAUUAUAUUGUGGGCUGGAGGGGAGCAAAAACAAUAUUAGAUGCCUAAUCUGUUACAGGGACUAUAGUGUCUCCCAUCCUACUUCUAAGAAGAAAAUACAAAGGGAGAAUUGACAGACGUUAACCUUUUGUAAUUUGUAUUUUAUGUAAAGAACUCUCAUUGUAAGAUGAUGAUCUUGUUUAUCAUUGCACAACUGAAUCUGACAUCCCUAAAUAUAUCAUCAAGACUCUUUAUGCUCAUCUUGUAAUCUAUAAAGCAUGAAAUAAAGGACAUGAACAGAAAUAGUUGUC